UGUGGUUAAAUGGCGAAUUAUUCAACACAGAGCGAUAUGCGUGUUACACAUAUAUUUUCUUUGUUUUCCUUAUUGGUGUGCAUACAGUUAUUAGAAGUAGUAGGCCAAUCUACGCCAUCAGCUAUUUUAUCAGAAAAUUCAACUCUUUCAAAAAUAUCUUCAAAUGAAUCGAAUAUGUCCACGCCGUUGUUAGGUGACGCCGAAAACAACCUGUCCACGACUCCGACCACACUUACCUCUGCCUCAGGCUCUGGCUCUGUAACAGAAAAGGUUGAUAAUAACCUAACGACAGUUAAAGCAGAUAAUGAAUCGUCGACCACACAAGUAACACCCACACUCAACACGAGUACUCAGCGCGUUAUUACACCGGCUCCAAAAACGGCCACAACUACUAGCAGUAGCACUACAAUUAUGUCAAUUCCGACUCCCACGCCAUCACCUCUACCAGCAAACACAGAUAUUGGUCAGUGUACCUGUGAUAUGACAUCAGCUGGGUGUGAUGUUAAUUGCUGUUGUGAUACGGACUGCUCCGAUCUCGAUAGACAAGCCUUUAGCUAUUGCACUGACCAUAACUAUCUUACAACCAAUGAGAGGUACUGCUUCCGCGAAGGAAUGAUAGUCACCAACAACUCUGAGUACAAAACUAACCUCACUCAGGAUGGCCUUCUAUGUAUCAUGUUUGAUAAUUACGAUGAGAGAAACUACUACACCAUCCCUGAUAUGAUAGAAACAUUAGAAGAGUUUGAUACAUACAAGCAUCUUUAUGCGCGACCAUCGUACAGUUUUUCAUCUACAAACAACCAGCCUGAAAUAGUGAAACAACAUUAUCAGGCGGGUGACCCUGUCUACACGGUAAGCGAUGCUGACGUGGUUGGAAUGUUAGGGUUGCCUGCACCUCUGACAACCAAACAGUGUGACGAUGGAAACACUGCCCCAUACUUAUAUGACAAGGACUAUGAAUGUGUGAGAUUGUUGGCGGAUGUUGCCAUGGACUGCACACAGGAAGUGGCUCUAGCAACUAGGGUCUACUACCGGGACAUGAAAAUUGUUCCCAAUCCAGCUAUGUUAAAGAGGUCAGCUGCUAGCAAUCCAGUGCCAGCCAAGCAAACACAGAAUGUCACCACUACGCCUCCAUCAACAACCACGCCACCUAGUGGUGAAUCCGCAUCUGAAGCUAGUUCACCCUCUAACAGCAGCGACCAACCGUCAACAGAAACUACGACCAGCAAUGGCUCUUCCACUACUGCAGAGGGCGCCUCUCCGACCGCACUCAGUCGGACGACGCUCUACUCGAAUGAGUCGAUGGUUGCCAUAGAGAUGGAGACACCGGUGAUGUGCAUGAACAGACUGGGCGUGAAGUACGCAUGCAAUGCGACCGAGGAGGAGCUACAAGCGCCAGUCUACAAUAGCACUGCGGGGACGUGCUCCUACGUCGUGCUAGAGGUGACAUACACAAUCACGCACAAUGGCACAGAAGGCAUCACAUCAGCCAGGGUAGCUUUUCUGCUGGGAGAAAUCACAUCUGAGAAAUCGUCACUGCUACAGACCUUUAGGACCGUCUAUCGAUGGGCAGGAGAGAAGGAGGAAGAACUGUUUCUGAGAAGUGGUAAUCCUGGAUAUCAGGUCGACCAACCGAUAAUGGCGGGAAAGCUAGUCACCAAGAACACCUCAUCUGCCAUCGAGUUGAACCAGGAUCGCAACAGUUGGAUGACAUUGCUCACAGCCGAUUCUAAAGGGCUUUGUGUCAGUAAUACUUUGCAGAGAACACCCAUCAAAUUUGGCGUGAACAUGAGAUCAGGCUGCUUAGUAGAGGUGAUGUUCACUAACAUGAGUGAGGCAUGUAAGCUCAUUCAUGAGGGUGCCAUCAGCGCACUGGCAGGCGAUCGUCCAGAUCGUGUGGCCACGUUUGGCACAUCACUGGUAGCAAACCCAGGGGACUGGGUUACCGUCCUGGAAACAAACACGCCACCGGAAAUCGUGGGUUCCGCAACCACCGAGGCCAAAUGCAGUGGUGUUGUUCUAGGACUACACAUCGAAAUAGCUUAUGCCAAUGUUGGAUCUUUAGCAAAUCCUCAAGCAAAGGUCGUAGGCGUUGUGUACCGCUAUGACAAGCCGCAAGAUAUUGCUUUCAUGUGCGUGGCUCCGUACUGCCAGCCCGGCAGGCUGCGCGCGAGGCAGGCGUUCGAGGUGAAGAGCUCCGUGAGCUUCGUCGACGCGAGUCAGCCUCCGUACCGCGCCGCCGCCGAGAUUCCCAUCAUCGACGUCCACCUGCCCGGAGAUUUCUUCUAUCCGUUCCUGACGGCCGUGGGAGGGCGCCCUCGAGCGGCCACCUGGCUGCUGACCGUGUUGCUAGCGGUCUCACUCGCUAGGGGAUCGGUCUGCGUCUAGGAUCAUCUCUAUUCGGCAUCUAGUAUCGCAUCUAGCAGUAUCUAGUAUUGCAUCUCGUAGUAUCUAGUACAGUACACAAUCUAUUAUCCGAAACCCUUGGGACCAGACACGUUUCGGAAUUUGGAAUUUUUCGGAUUU
Messenger RNA from Priapulus caudatus, 2526 nucleotides. RefSeq names its product tectonic-1-like. The record is from RefSeq and is a predicted model, not a curated record. The transcript is spliced from 14 exons. Gene Ontology annotation, biological process: cilium assembly. Bases 10 to 2388 code for a protein of 792 amino acids. Lineage: Eukaryota; Metazoa; Priapulida; Priapulimorpha; Priapulimorphida; Priapulidae.